GCUCACCAAUCAAGAAUCCUUUGUCAUCGGCACUCGGUCGAUCAUCCCCCGCGAACCCUCCGGCUCUUCUCAUUCGCGACGCGCUCACUUAAAAAGCCGUUGCCAACUCAUCACCGUCUGCACAAAAGGCAGCUAAACACCAAUCAGCCAUAAGAACGGGCGUGGGAUUGAUCUAGAACCUCGAGAGCCUCUUGAGCAUUCGCCAGUCACGAAAGCGGGGUCAGAAAGUGCAAUUCUGUCUUGUCAGGCUCAAAACCAAGAGCACUCCUCCUCCUCUCGGACUUGGGACAAAUUACUGGAACACAGCUUCCAUCUCGGUUAGUGUCAUCGCCGGCUCGAUUUGCUAAACAACUUGAAAGAAAAAAGCACCGCGUUGCAGUCUAAUGGCCAGUACGUCGCCUAACUCAUCUUCCUCCUCAAAGACAUCCGGCAACGCCUCGCCAGCGAAGACACCCGAAUCUCCCAUUCUUCCAGCUCUACAGGCAGAGGCGACCCAAAAUAGUCCUUUGAAACCUGUGCUGUCCGACGUGAUGGAUGCUCAAAACACAAACACCAAGCCUCAGGGCGGUCGUGCCCAGGUCAAGACGCCAGAACCGCGCCACUCCACAGAGCGCAUGAACAACCAAAAGGAUGCCGCUGAGAGAUCUCCCAGCACCCCUGGACAUUUGGCGCCGUUUGACUGGGACGAAUUUGAGGCUCGCUAUGAAGAGGCUCUUGCCGACGCUGAUCGCAACGAGCAGGAGCUUCUCAAAGAGUUUGAAGAGCUUGUCAAGUUCUUCAACGUCUGGGCAUCUGCUGCCUCGGUCCGUGACACCGAGCGCGGAGUGAAACGUCUCCAGACCAGAGAGCGAUACGUCAAGAUCGCUGAACAGAGCUUGUCACAAAAGAAGAAACACCUCACUGAGGUUGUUCGCGCUUUUCAGAGCGCCCUGGCACUCCUAAGCCAGUCCUAGCCUCAUCCACACAAAAGGACGGCUGGCCUUGAUGACAGAAGCAUCUCACAUGAACCUUCUCUCCGGCGGAACCUGUCAUCAAGAGCUUUCAUCAUAGCCAAGGGCACAUAUUUCGCACGGUUGGCGCCACAUAUCAUUGCUGGCGGCAAACUCUCUCUCUAGCAGACUCCAUGGGCUGAGGCGCUGGGCUCCCGUCUCUGAACUCUACAGCGAAAAUCAACGCUCUCUUCCAGACCAUUCUGAGCCCAGCUUGCCAGCCUCGCCCACCAGGAAGAACAGGUUGCCAGCCAUCUCUUCCGCAACCCAA
Molecule: messenger RNA, 1260 nt
Organism: Chaetomium strumarium
Lineage: Eukaryota; Fungi; Ascomycota; Sordariomycetes; Sordariales; Chaetomiaceae
Exons: 3
Coding region: 384-953 (189 amino acids)
Source: RefSeq, a predicted model, not a curated record